UAUUGAUGCUUCAAUGAAUUAAUUUAUUGUACAAAAAUACCCACUAGGUUAAGUACAAAGGAGUCGCUUUUGUUUACAAACAAAUAUACAUGAUAAAGCUAGCACUAGUUCUAUCAUCUAGUGCGUAAAUUUGAAUUCUAGUUUUUCAAUAAAAACAGCCCAUCCCAUGUUUUCACAGGUGACUUCUUGGAUUCAACCUAUGGGAACAGUGAAGAAACAGCCCCAGUUCUUUCAUUUAAAAUCAACUAGACUAAGUCAACCGACAAAACCUCCAAGUCUAAAGAAGAUCGCUGAACCGACGGUCAGUCAUUGGAAAACAGAUUCAUGCCCUCAAACAACAACCAUACAAAAAGAAAAGAAGUGCGGAUUUUUCUCUGUGCUUCCUUAUGUUAAACAGCUCAGGUUUUUCGUAGAGUCCGGGGGAAAAUUUGAGGUCGGGGACACGUUACGUGUCGUUUUCCUGGCUAAAGACAAACAAGGGAACAUAGCAACUAACGUCGGUGACUUCUUCCAGGCGUCCAUUAUUAAUAUGAAAACCAAGUCUGGUGCAGUUGGGAUUAUCAAGGACCACCAGAAUGGCACGUACACAGCAACUUUCCAACUGUUGUGGUCGGGAGAGGUGAACAUAAUUGUCAAACUUAUUCACCCACGUCAGGCCAUAGAUGUCAUAGAAAGGACAGCCUGUGAACAUCCUUUUGACAAGCUUAUGUUUCUGAAACGAUACAUUAUUGGUGCGGCUAAAAUCGACACCAAGUGUAACGUAGACCCGGCUGUGUUGAACAGCCACACCCCGGUGUGUAACUACUCCGACCCACAUGCAGGAGGCUGGUGGUACUGUGAGAAAGCCGCUAACAUCUCCUGUGAUACUCCCGGGUAUCACUGCAGGCUUUCAACGCAUCAGAUCAAGCUGCUGAGAAAAGAUGAAAAAAAGCUGUUCGGCAGGGGAAUGAACGGAGUGAAGAGAGCCAUAGCUGGAUCACCGUCUAAAGUGAACGUCGAGAAAGGGUUGGAUCCUUUGAUCAACCGGCCCCGGUGCACGCCGGGACUUCCGACCCCACCGAUCUCCGGAUUUUAUGCCGGAGGCGUCUGGAACUCACUAAUCUGUCACAACAGACACUUCUCCAACCAAUCAGAAUGGAGGACAUGUCUGAAGGGGAAGACCCUUCAUUUCAUGGGAGACUCCACCAUACGACAGUGGUACGAACAGUUGGUUGAGCUCCUAAACCUUUCCGAAAGUUCACUUCCGGACGCCACCCACCAGACUGGACCUCUGCUUGCUCGUGACACCACAAACAACAUAACAAUAAAAUAUCGUGCCCACGGCACACCUCGACGUUGCAAUUGGGCCCCGGUCUCAAACUUACAAUACGUUUCCAACCUCAUUGAUAGAAUAAAAUGGGGACCAAACGAUGUCGUGGGAAUCUCUGUCUGGGCCCACUUUACCUCGUACCCUGUGGACAUGUACAGAGAGAGGAUGGAGGCCAUCCGAGCUGCGAUUCAAAGGCUGCAUCAGAGGAGUCCCCAGACCCUUGUGGUCAUCAAGUCCGCCAACACGCGGAUGGGAGACGAGCUCAUCGCCGGAGACUGGCUGGCGUACCAGCUGGACUUGGUGAUGAGAGAAAUGUUCCAGGGGAUGAACGUCGUUCUGGUAGAUGCCUGGGAAAUGACAACUGCACAACAAUGGCACGGAGACGCUGUCCACCCUGCAGGUGACAUCGUCAUACAAGAACUGGAAUUCCUGUGUUCUUUUCUUUGAUUUCUCUCUCUGUAACGUUACUUGUGUAUGACUUGGUUUAACUAGCAGUUUGAUUUCCAGUUAGUAAUUGUAUAAGCUAGGUGAACUAACAGUAUGAAUAGUGAUCAUGAUCCUAUUUGCAUAAUCAGGGGUUAUAAUCUAUAAUUUGUCAGUCAUAAAGUUUGUCAUUA
This is a messenger RNA of Branchiostoma belcheri (Belcher's lancelet), 1926 nucleotides long. RefSeq names its product NXPE family member 3-like. The record is from RefSeq and is a predicted model, not a curated record. NCBI's taxonomy places the organism in Eukaryota, Metazoa, Chordata, Leptocardii, Amphioxiformes, Branchiostomatidae. The transcript has 3 exons. Bases 167 to 1756 code for a protein of 529 amino acids.